CUCAGGCGAGAACGUGACGGUGACUACCAGAGAUAGAUGCGAUUAUUUCACGCGGCAUGUAAUAUUCACUGGGUCUCUAGGUGUUCUGAAGGAGAAACAUUCUACAAUGUUCGUGCCACCCUUAUCGCAGAAGAAACAACGGACGAUAGAGGGAUUAAAUAUUGGAACAACAAACAAGGUUUACCUUGAAUUUCCGCAUAGAUGGUGGCCGGAGGAUAAAGCCAGCUUUAAUUUUAUCUGGCCAGAAAAAGUUAAAGAGGAAUUCUUGCAAACCUUUGGUCAAAGUAGCGAGUGGCUCUGUGACGUGUUCACGUUUUACACUGUGUCUUAUCAGCCGAAUCUUUUAUGUGCUUGGAUAACUGGAAAAAACGCGAGACACAUAGAAACUUUAUCGGAUGUUGACGUAUACGACGGAUUGUAUUUAUUGUUAAAUAAAUCAUUUGGAGAACAUUACAAUGUUGUAAAACCAACAAGAAUGUUAAGAUCUAAAUGGUAUACUGAUGAACAUUUUCGAGGCUCGUAUACAUUCCAUAGCAUGGUUUUCGAACAAAUGAAUGAAAAACUUAGAGAUCUGGCCGAACCAAUUAUGAGUGGAAAUAAACCUAUAAUUCUUUUCGCUGGAGAAGCUACGCACGAUCAUCAUUAUUCCACUGUGCACGGCGCCGUGGAAACUGGUUUCCGCGAAGCGGAUAGACUAAUCAACUUUGAAAGGUAAGAUUAUGUCGAUUGAAAUUCAUUUAAAGCUCAAUAUCAAUAGCGUAAUAAAUACACUAUUAUAAUAACGU
Messenger RNA from Temnothorax curvispinosus, 785 nucleotides. Its product is annotated as peroxisomal N(1)-acetyl-spermine/spermidine oxidase-like. Gene Ontology annotation, molecular function: polyamine oxidase activity. The record is from RefSeq and is a predicted model, not a curated record. Bases 107 to 715 code for a protein of 202 amino acids. The transcript has 5 exons. Lineage: Eukaryota; Metazoa; Arthropoda; Insecta; Hymenoptera; Formicidae.